Eutrema salsugineum is the source of this 1800-nucleotide messenger RNA. RefSeq lists its product as uncharacterized. NCBI's taxonomy places the organism in Eukaryota, Viridiplantae, Streptophyta, Magnoliopsida, Brassicales, Brassicaceae. Bases 107 to 1486 code for a protein of 459 amino acids. The record is from RefSeq and is a predicted model, not a curated record. The transcript has a single exon.
GAUCUUUGUUUUUUUCUUGCAGAAAUCUGAAAAAGCGUAACGGGAGUUGAAAUCUUUAAGAUCAGAGUGAAAAAAAAAACAAACUUGAAUCUCUUAAGAAUGGGAGAUGAGCCCAAGGUUUAGAGAGAAAUGGGAUUUCAGAAGGCAAGAGAACAACUUUGAUGAUUCUUCAAGCGAUGAUCCAGAUUCGACCUCGACCCAGGACCCACUUAUUCAUAACCCAAACCUUGUCCUUGAUUCGAAUCAGAUCGAUAGUGGAGCAAAAACUGUGACGAAACCUGAACAAAAACAACCUGUGAAAACCCGGAAGAGGAUGACCCGCAAGAAAGAUGAGAGUAAACCUGAGAAAGCUAAGCAAGUAAGGAGAAGGAAACCAAAGACUGUUUGUGCAGAGGAUACUAAGAAGAAAGAGGAAACGGUAUUGGAGAAGGAAGAUGAUAUUGGAAUGUUCAUGAAGACGUUGCUCGAUGAUCUCACGGCUUCUAGAGAGAGCUUAAUGGAUUGGAUGAAGACCGAAUUGCAUGGAUCAUCUGAUCAAAAUGUUAUGUCCCGGCCGCCUCCAAAGAAGAGAGCGGUUGCUUCUGUAGCAGCGCAGAGAUCGGUGAAGAAGAGGGGGCCGAAGAAGAAGGAGAGUGAAAAACAGAGCAAACCGGAAGAGUUAUGUCAAGCGAUGAACAAACCUAUAGUAGAGAGUUCAGAGAUUGCGCAGAACGGUGGAAGUCAAGUUCAAGAACUUGAUUAUAAUGCUGGACCGUUGGAAAUGUUUCUCAAGAGCGGUCAAGGUAGUUUAGACGGAAACUACUAUCAGCAACAAGAACAAGUUCAAAGAGGGAUUGUUGCACAAACCGAGAUGGUGAAUGAGAAGAAUGCGACAGUGACGAAUCCGAAGAGCGUUGUUUUGGCCAUACAAGCUCCACAGUUGAGUCAGAAACAAAAGAAGACGAGAGAUGCUAACACCAUCAAAAACAGAUCAUCUAUGACAGGAUCCGAAACGCAGAAGAAAGGUGAUAACUUUGUGACACCCUCGGCGCAAAAGCUGUCUCCAUCGCCAUCGUUGCAGAGUUUUCCAGUGGGUUCUUCAUCGUUGAACUCGUUCUUUCCUUCUUCAAGUCAAGGGACUACGUCUUUUGCAAGUGACAACAACUUUCAGCUGAGACAACCACCAGUUAAUCCGAUCCAUGAUCUUUCUGAUCUUCAGACAGGAUUCACGGGAGGACAAGGAUUUGGGAAUUCUCUGUUACACAACAACGGUUACUUCUCUGGUUUUCCAGCUGCUUUCCAGCCUAAUCUAAUCGGUAGCAGUUAUAAUUUUCCGACACAAGUGAAUCCUGCAACUUCUUCACAGCAGAGAGACAAUAACAAUAUGUUCGGAGGUCUGAGAAUGGCCGGUGAAGCCAUAAGUUUUUCCGGUGGCAGGUUUCCCGAAUCCGAAGUCGGAGACAGUAAUAACGGCUUCUCAGAUCACAGAACUAGCUCUGGUAGAUAAAAUGCCUGUUCCAGAGUCAUGUGCUUCUCUCUGCAGGGUAUGGAUUUACUAAGGUUAAGAUUUGAGAUAUGAGUAACUCUGGUAAAGGUCUUGUUACUAGAUAAGCAAAUAUCAUUCACAUAUUCAUGCUUCUUUAAGAAAACGUAAGUCGGUAACUAGUUUUUGGUUAGAUUCGAAUUGAUCUAACUCGUGAUCACCUCUAACAAAGCUUGAAACUGGCUCAUUAAAUCGAUACUCCACGACUAGGACUUUGCCAAACCUCGAUACACUGUUGAUCCUUUCGAAUCACAAACAUUCUGUUCCCUCCAAACGCC